Molecule: messenger RNA, 1650 nt
Organism: Durusdinium trenchii
Lineage: Eukaryota; Dinophyceae; Suessiales; Symbiodiniaceae
Source: the annotation of a GenBank genome assembly
ACAGCUUUGGACGGCCGCUUUGUGGUUUCAUCAUCUUUUGGCUUUUCGAUCGAAUGGCUGGAAGAUUUUCACAGCCGUGUUGUCCGCCAACACGCUAGCUUCAUCAGUGAGAGUGACGUCAUUCAACAAAGAGCAGUCAGACACGGUCAGACUGCUUGGCUGCCAGUGGCCCGGCUCAGAAAAAUGAUCAGCGAGGCUUGGUUCAAGUGGCGGUUGCUUGUGCGAGGGUACGCCUACAAUAUCGCGGGUGUGGCGCAGAACCCCAUUGACAUACAUCAGGGAGUUGAAGAUUUGCUGAAACCUGUUCUUCCUGCUUUACAAAAAGCAUUUUCAGAUGCUGCCGUGGCUUCAGCACGCUCAGCAAACAUGCGGCGAGAUGUCAUUGUCAUGGACGGGAACGCAAAGAACCGGCGGGCUGUAUGCGCAGCGUUGCUGUGCGGGAGAAAGCAGUCUCUUUCUCUCAACAAAACACUCCGGCACAAUUGCCCAGCUACCCCUGCGCUUGGGCAUCUCUUUUGCGCCAAGCACAAUACAGAUGAUGUGGCUGCUGCACCUCAGGACCUGGAAGAAAGCUAUUUUGUUUGCCUCUUGGCCCUUGCUGCGUCCGUUGUGGCAAUGAGCCGGGAUGUUGAAUAUUUGCCGGCAAUGAAGAAGAUUUGGGAUGCUGUGGGGAAGAUGUGGCAACCAGCUGACAUCCUCACGGCUAAAGGCCACCAGAUGUGUCAAACAUGGGCCGUCCGCGCAUCGCACCCUGAGUACCCAUAUGCACUGCACUUGUUAUCGAUGAUGGCACCUUUGACGAACGGAGCUGCUGCGCAGAUUUUUCCCACGGCAAGCAGUCCUUUGGUUGCCUUUGGAAUCAACGUGAACUAUUCACAAACACGAAAGAGCUCAUGCACCAGCCAUGCUGACAGCAUCACCAGGGUGUUGGAUUCCCAUGUCCGGCAAAAGACUCAAACCUUCUUGAACCAGAUGUCAGUGGAACAAGAUUUCACGCAUGAUGAAAGCACCGCUGGUCAGAGGUCCAAACCGGUUGCGGCUGUGGUGCUAUCAUCCGCCAUCGCAAGGACACCCAGACAUGUUUGGGUACCUUUGCCGGCGGAAGUGGCCGAAAUGCUCGGCAUCGCCAAAGAGGCUACUUCUCCAGCAGCUGCCCAAGCUGAAUGGAAGGAAACCUUUCCUGGCGAGAUGCCGCCAGAGCUCCCUGCCACGCAAGACUUUGCAGCCGACUACUUGCCAUCUUCCGCGGACUAUCCUGUCCGCCUGCUUGACGGCAACAUGAGCCGCCUGCGAUUCCGCAGGGAUCCCAGGGUGCCGUCUGGCUUCACCGCUGAAUGGCGUGUGGCCAACAGAGCUUUUCCUGCGCCUCCUGAAUUCCAACUUGAAGCGGCAGUCCUGCGGGUCACGGAAUAUUUUUCCGUGCCACAUAUGAAACUUGAUCUCACUCCCGAAGCCCAGCAAAUGCACAUGUCCUACCAGGGUGGAUUGAAUGCGCAGUCCCACAUGGCCCGGGAACGUGCAGAUCCUGUUGGUGGAGCCCGCCUCGGCGCUGCGCCGUGGCGCAUCGGCGUUUUGGCCGGGCUGCUGCUGGUCUACGAAAUCUUCUCAGGAGUCUACAGCGCCGACCGCUUGCAGCAGAAAGAUUUGCAG